Merops nubicus (carmine bee-eater) is the source of this 1613-nucleotide messenger RNA. RefSeq names its product gamma-aminobutyric acid receptor subunit beta-4. Gene Ontology annotation, biological process: regulation of membrane potential; nervous system process; signal transduction. The record is from RefSeq and is a predicted model, not a curated record. Gene Ontology annotation, cellular component: membrane; synapse; GABA-A receptor complex. The coding region runs from base 106 to 1383 and encodes 425 amino acids. Gene Ontology annotation, molecular function: GABA-A receptor activity; extracellular ligand-gated monoatomic ion channel activity; neurotransmitter receptor activity. The transcript has 8 exons. NCBI's taxonomy places the organism in Eukaryota, Metazoa, Chordata, Aves, Coraciiformes, Meropidae.
UCCACUGGGAAUAUUUCUGUGGUGAAAGAGAUUGUGGACAAACUGCUGAAGGGCUAUGAUGUACGCCUCAGGCCUGACUUUGGAGGUAACCCUGUCACAGUGGGAAUGAGCAUCCAUAUCUCCAGCAUUGACCAGAUCUCUGAAGUCAACAUGGAUUACACCAUCACCAUGUACUUCCAGCAGAGCUGGCGGGACAAACGCCUGGCAUAUAAUGACCUUCCUCUCAACCUGACCCUGGACAAUCGGGUGGCUGACCAGUUGUGGCUGCCUGACACCUAUUUCCUCAAUGACAAGAAGUCCUUUCUGCAUGGAGUGACGGUGAAAAAUCGCAUGAUUCGGCUCCAUCCUGAUGGGACUGUCCUGUACGGCCUGAGGAUCACCACCACAGCUGCUUGCAUGAUGGACCUGCGGAGGUACCCCCUGGACCAGCAGAACUGCACGCUGGAGAUCGAGAGCUACGGUUACACGGUUGAUGACAUUGUCUUCUUCUGGCAAGGAAAUGAUUCUGCUGUCACAGGGAUGGAGGUGCUAGAACUACCCCAGUUCACCAUUAUUGAGCAAAGACUGGUCAGCAGGGAAGUGGUCUUCACCACUGGUUCAUAUCUGCGCUUAUCCUUGAGUUUCCGGAUUAAGAGGAACAUUGGUUACUUCAUCCUGCAGACUUAUAUGCCAUCUAUACUCAUCACCAUCCUGUCCUGGGUCUCCUUCUGGAUCAAUUACGAUGCUUCUGCUGCACGAGUGGCACUGGGGGUCACCACGGUACUUACAAUGACUACCAUCAACACCCAUCUGCGGGAGACUCUCCCCAAGAUCCCUUAUGUGAAGGCUAUUGACGUUUAUCUCAUGGGCUGCUUUGUCUUCGUGUUCCUGGCACUCCUGGAGUAUGCUUUUGUCAACUACAUUUUCUUUGGGCGAGGUCCCCGGCAGCAAAAGAAACAGAGCGAGCGGAUUAGCAAGGCCAACAAUGAGCGCCACCGUUAUGAGGAGAAGAGGGUGAGAGAGCAGGUUGACCCUUAUGGUAACAUCCUCCUCAGCACUCUGGAGAUGAACAACGAGCUGCUGGCCACGGACAUGAUGAGCAGCGUUGGCGACUCUCGAAACUCUGUCAUGUCCUUUGAAGGCUCAGGAAUCCAGUUCCGCAAGCAGCUGGCCUCUCGGGAUGGAUUUGGUCACCACCCAACCCUGGACCGCCACAUCCCUCUGACCCACCAUGCUGCAGCCCGCAACCGUGCCAACUGCCGUCUCCGCCGACGGUCAUCUAAGCUGAAGCUCAAAAUCCCAGACCUGACAGAUGUCAGCACCAUUGACAAGUGGUCACGAAUCAUUUUUCCAAUCACCUUUGGAUUCUUCAACCUUGUUUACUGGUUGUACUAUGUAAAUUGAUGCCUGCAGCCUCCGAGAGAGAUAGGGACAGACACUCAGACAAUAACAACACAGGAGUGUUGUGGUCUUUUGGGUUUGGGUUUUACUCUUUACUAUCAUUAUCAUUUAUUCCUUUGAUUCAUUAGAUUUAUUCUAAGCUUACUCUUCUCUUUUCAGCACAUGUAGAACCACAGAGUGUUGGAGAGGGUAAGGGAGAGAAGGGUAUAAGGGAGGGGGUUGUGUUUCAGGGA